AGCUGACUUCCGGUAUGUGCCUCUGACUAAACAACAUGAAGCAGACCGCGCCUUUGGUUCUGCUGCUAAUUUUAGUAACUUUAGAUUUUAAUUCUGCUGAAACUUAUGUCCUCGAUGAUAAAAACGGACUGGGCCGAGUGUUUGACGGGAUUGGAGGUUUGAGCGGCGGAGGGGCAACCACUCGUUUACUUGUUAAUUACGAUGAGCCAUAUCGCAGCCAGAUUUUAGACUACUUGUUUAAGCCCAACUUUGGCGCAUCUUUGCACAUUCUGAAGGUUGAGAUUGGAGGAGAUGCUCAAACUACUGAUGGAACAGAGCCUUCACACAUGCACUAUGAAGACGAUGAGAACUACUUCAGAGGGUACGAGUGGUGGCUCAUGAAGGAAGCGAAGAAGAGGAACCCCAACAUCACACUGAUUGGUCUUCCUUGGGCCUUUCCGGGAUGGGUUGGUCGUGGUAAAAACUGGCCGUACGACUUCCCCGACAUCACGGCUUCGUAUGUGGUGAACUGGAUUCUGGGGGCAAAGCAGUACCAUGACCUGGACAUUCAGUAUGUCGGGAUUUGGAAUGAACGGAACUUUGACAGCAAAUACAUAAAGGUGCUCCGGGACGCUCUGGACAAAGCCGCUCUCUCAGAGGUGGGCGUCAUUGCAGCAGAUGGAGACUGGAGCAUCGCCAGUAGUGUUAUUAUAGACCCGCUGCUUUAUGACGCUGUUAAAGUCAUCGGGGCGCACUACCCGGGCACAGACACUGUCCUGGACGCUCUGAAGACGCAGAAGCAGCUUUGGUCUUCGGAGGAUUACAGCACUUUUAACGACGAGGUGGGAGGAGGCUGCUGGGCUCGAAUCCUCAACCAGAACUAUGUCAACGGCCUCAUGACUGCGACUAUUUCGUGGAACCUAAUCGCCAGUUACUACGACGACCUCCCUUUCGGUCGAGACGGGCUGAUGACGGCCGAGGAGCCCUGGAGCAACAACUACGUGGUGGAGUCUCCUAUUUGGGUCACAGCUCACACUACACAGUUCGCUCAGCCCGGAUGGACGUACUUACAGACUGUGGGGCAUUUGGUGCGAGGGGGAAGUUACGUGGCUCUCACUGAUAGAAAAGGGAAUCUCACAGUCGUUAUAGAGACGAUGACUCAUGAUCACUCUGUUUGUAUAAGACCUCCACUUCCUGCUUUUAACGUCACGGCCCAGAAUGCAACGUUUCACCUGAAGGGCUCAUUUGCAUCGAUCGAGGAACUACAGGUUUGGCGAUCGCAGUUUAACUUUAAAACCAUGAAGCCUGUGUUUUUUGAGAAGCUACGUCCCCUGAAGGUUUUGGAUGGAACGUUCACGCUGCAGUUAAAAGAGGAUGAAGUUUACACCAUAACAACAAUAACAACAGGAAAGAAAGGCAGUUACCCUGAUCCACCACCGUCGGCGCCAUUUCCCAAAGUUUAUAAAGACGAUUUCAACAACAAAAACCCUCCUUUCUCUGAGGCUCCAAACUUCGCUGACCAGACUGGAGUUUUUGAAUACUACAAAAAUCUGACAGAUCCUGGGCCCCAUGUUUUUACUUUGAGACAAAUCCUGACUCAGACGCCGAUCACAUGGGCCACGGACGCAGAUCAGACCAUCAGCGUCAUAGGCGAUUAUCACUGGCAGAAUCUGACAGUCUCGUGCGACGUCUUUAUGGAAAAGGUGAAGACUGGUGGGGUUUUCGUAGCAGCCAGAGUGGACAAAGGAGGCGGUUCCGUCCGCAGUGCCAGAGGAGUCUUCUACUGGGUCUAUGCAGAUGGAACGUACAAAGUCACUAAUGACCUGGCUGGUCAGACUGUGCUCGCAGAGGGGAAGUCUGGUACACGCGCCUACGGUUGGCACACAUUGACACUAACAGUCCAAGGGCAGUAUGCAUUUGGACUUCUGAACGGAUACCCUCUGUGGAAGAACGCUGUGGCGCUCACUCCCAAAAACGGCUGGGCGGCCAUUGGGACAAACUCGUAUGAACUGGCUCAGUUUGAUAACUUUGCAGUGAAAGCAGAGUAACAGCAACAACCGCCUGUGCCUUUUGACUGACUGACACUACCUUUGAGAAUUAUACUGUGACUUGAUUAAAAUAUUGGUGUUGAUUGCUCUUACUUGAAUGUGUAAAUUUGAAUUUUAUUGUAGUAAAUUAUUUUUGAAAUAGCCUAAUGCACUGUAAAUUCUAUCAUAAUAUUUGUAAAUAUUGUAUUGAUUUUUAUUAAAGACAAUUUGUAUGAUUAUGUCUC
Periophthalmus magnuspinnatus is the source of this 2251-nucleotide messenger RNA. RefSeq names its product galactosylceramidase b (gene galcb). Bases 36 to 2027 code for a protein of 663 amino acids. The transcript is spliced from 17 exons. NCBI's taxonomy places the organism in Eukaryota, Metazoa, Chordata, Actinopteri, Gobiiformes, Gobiidae. Gene Ontology annotation, molecular function: galactosylceramidase activity. Gene Ontology annotation, cellular component: lysosome. The record is from RefSeq and is a predicted model, not a curated record. Gene Ontology annotation, biological process: galactosylceramide catabolic process.